UGCGCACCAUUCUCGGAGUCAAUAUCCAAUUUGCCGCCACUAUUUUGGGCGGUGAGUUAUCAUUUAUUGCAAAAGUGGUUGGUGCUACCUCUGUUUCCCACUUUCCAUCUCCAUAUACAUAGCUUCAGUCGUAGUAGAGGCCAGCACACAAUGGUGGCACGCCCACUAAAUGACGGAGACUAUGCUAGGUUACCAGGGUUCUUCAAGCGAUACUCUCAGAGUCUGCACCACAAAGGAAUUCGUUUGCCUCCUGAAUUUGUUGGCCGCCACGGGGGUGGCCUCCCCCAUCAAUGUAUUCUUGUAAUGCCCCGCAGAAGGAUCUGGGGUGUAACUCUAUUGAAAAUUGCAAAUGGUUACUUCUUCAGGAAUGGGUGGCGUCAGUUUGUUGAAGACAAUAAUAUCACUCACCUGGACUUUUUGACCUUCACAUGGCUUGGUGGAGGUACCUUCCAUGUGAAACGGUAUGAUUUCGGCAGUGGCUGCCCGCCUAAAAUUGACUUCAAUGUUCAUGGAGUGUGCUCACCGGAAGAAGACUACUACUCUCCAGACAUAGAGUCAUCUGACGACAACUAUCCACCUGGAAGUGAGGGUGACACAGAUUCGGAUGAAGUCGAUGCAGAAGAUAUGGUGGUUCCAGGCGAAGGCGAAUACCCUUCAUUCAAAGUGACCUUGACAAAAAAAAAGCAUUGCUGGUGCCUUCGAACUGCCUCUUCGAUUCUUGAAUGUAUUCGUCCCCGAGCCGUCGUUGCAGAACGAACUUGCCUAUUUCACACUCGAUAAAAAUACUUGGGAGAUGCAUACACGUUCCAGCAAUGGCAAGCUUUGGGUUCGACAUGGGUGGAAGUGUUUCGUGCGGGAUAAUACCUUAAUGGUAGGAGAUCGACUAUGCUUCCAGUUGGUGGAGAAGGAUGAAGUGCAGUUUUAUGUGACCAUUCACCGUUGAGUGUUCCUAUGUAAUAGAUGCAUGUGUAGCUAUUGUCUCACUAUUUUUGGUUUUUGGGGGUAUCAAGCACUAGUAUGUAGUCGGUUAUAUGGCACUUUUGGUAUGGCCUAAGACAACUAUAUGAUCGUUUAGUGCUACUAUGUUUCGGUAUGUAUGAAAUGGAGACAAUAUAUUGCAUUGUGAAGAUGAAGCAUUAUGUUUCUCCUGGCA
Messenger RNA from Salvia hispanica, 1153 nucleotides. Its product is annotated as B3 domain-containing protein At4g01580-like. NCBI's taxonomy places the organism in Eukaryota, Viridiplantae, Streptophyta, Magnoliopsida, Lamiales, Lamiaceae. Gene Ontology annotation, molecular function: DNA binding. The record is from RefSeq and is a predicted model, not a curated record.